This is a messenger RNA of Stylonychia lemnae, 1305 nucleotides long. The record is from the annotation of a GenBank genome assembly. Lineage: Eukaryota; Ciliophora; Spirotrichea; Sporadotrichida; Oxytrichidae.
AUGGAAGUUAAGACUUUUCAACAAGUACCCCUCAAUAUUAACAAAAACUUUGAGGAGGAAGAUGCUCGAAUAGAGGGACUGAGAAAGCAGCUAUUACUUUAAAAUAACAAGUCAUAUGGUAAUCCAAGUAGAAUAGACACGAAACUAGCUUAAAACUUCAAGUAAAGUUCGAUGAACUCUGAAAUAAAUGAAAGUCAAGGGGUUUCAAAGACUUUAACAGUUAACAAUAACUAAAUUUAAAUGAGAUAUAAUGUCAAUAAACUUCAUGGAGGCAACUAAAUUCAAUCCUAAUAGUACAAAGUCAAUUAAAUAAGACCGGAGGAUAAGUUGAAAGUUGGGGGAGUCACCCAAACAUCUCCAACUUUACUGAAUGGUAAAAUUAGUAUGGGUGAAAAUUACCAGAAAGGUGAUAAUUUAGUUAAAGCCUUACAGAGUGUUUCGAUUUAAUCUCCUAUAGACCAAGGAUUAAUGGGAAUUAAUUUAGGGAACAUGCAAUUAAAAUAGGGUGUAAGGCUAGGCGAGAAUACCACCCAUGGUUUAAGAGUUAUUGGUUAAGGUGGGGAAUAAGGGACUAAUUAGUAAAGCAUUAGGUAUUCUCGUAAGGAAUAUCUGUAAAACUUUGCCAAUAGAAAUCUUACCAUUGUUAACAGACAGUAGUAGAACUUUUCCUAGCCAACUAAUUCUAGCAUUGUUAACUAGGAAAAUAUAAACGAACUGAGCAGAAGAGAUAUGAAUAAUGAAUAUAAGACUCCAAUAUAAGCAUCGAAAGAACCGCCUAACUUCAACAAUAAUAUGAAUUAGCUUAUUAUACAGGAGAAUCAAUCAGACAUAAGUUAGGCAUACCAAACUGAUUAUAUAACAAAGUAAAGUAUCCUAAGCUCAUCCAAAAUAGGAAGCACACGUGAUAAGAUAAGUAUGUAGGCAAAUACAAAGAAUCCCUUGUCCUUGCUUAUUGUAGACUAGCAAGAGAGACCAUUUUCUAAUAAUAGCAAUGGACUUUGGUCCCCUAAAACAAAUUACUCACAAGCAUAAAUAGUUGGAAUCGUUCCAUAGGUACCUUAAAGAAAUGUUUCUAUCCAUAAUAAAUCAAGAGGACAACUCUUAAUUGGUGGAUAACAACAAAAUCAAUUCGAUGAGAUGAAUAAAAAUUUGCUAAGAAACAACUACCAAUCCUUUUCAAGUGAAAACAAUCUGCACAAGAAGGUAUUCCUAAAUCCCAUUGGCAGACAAAAUAGUCAGAUAAAGAGUAAAAUCAUAAUCUCAGAUAAAAACACUGUCAAUAAUCUUUCAAAGAAGGUCCGAUGA